ACUUGUUCUGCAACACUGUAGCCAACCUGCUCUACUUCCUGUAUAGGAGGUGUGGGAAGUUGACAGCUUAACCAACACUGACCAUUUUACUUACCGAGCGCCACGAUAUUUUGGCCUUCGCCCGAUGAAGAUGCUCGGAGUAGCAGCUAAAGGUGUUUCAACAUCCGAGAUCUGUGCCUUUAAGUCAGUGACAUUCCUGUAAUGAUGUCAACUGAGCAUCGAGGUAUUUUCAUUUUUAACCUGACUAUGGCUAUACAGAUUCACCCCUCAUGUUUUGCGGUGUGGUUAAUCUUGGAUAACAGUUCCCUCUUAGCAUUGCACACAAUGAUCGGAUGAUUAACUGCAGAAUUAGGAGGAAGAACUGAAGAAAGAAAUGAUUUAAUCUUUAAAGUCACGCAUCUUGUCCCAAAGACAUCUUUUUGGAAAAAUGCAAGGUGGAUGAAAAGAUUCACUCACCGCAACAAGCUUAAGUCGUGUUUUUAGUGCGUUGGCUCACUAAUUUUAAACAAAGGCGCACGAUUUCAACAUGUACGCGCCUUCGGCAGACGCCGUGUCCGGGUACACCAGUGGCACCAUGGUGGACAAGGAUGCAAGUCAGGAGACGACACUAGGCAGUGCGUACUCACCGGUGGACUACAUGAGCAUCACUAGCUUUCCUCGGCUUCCAGAGGACGACGUACUCUCGUCGGAAAAUACAAUUAAAACACGUAAAGAAGACGACAACGUCCUUAGCGAGCAGGACACAGAUCCAGACCUCUUCCUGAGGACCGCUCGUUUGCAGCGACUCCCCUCCUCGGCAUCUGAUUUGGCCAGCCAGGACCUGUCACCUCUGAGGGAGACCCACCGCGAUCCAAUGGCCGAGGACUGUGCUUGCCAGCGGGAUGGCCUUACCGUCAUCAUCACUGCUUGCUUGACCUUUGCCACAGGGGUCACAGUCGCUCUCAUCAUGCAGAUCUACUUCGGGGAUCCUCAGAUAUUUCAUCAGGGAGCGGUGGUGACGGAUGUGGCACACUGCACCUCUCUGGGCUUCGACGUGCUCAGCAAGCAGGGCUCCAGUGUGGACGCUGCCAUUGCUGCUGCACUCUGCCUGGGCAUCGUCCACCCUCACACUUCUGGGCUUGGCGGUGGAGGGGUGAUCUUAGUCCAUGACAUACGUAAAAAUGAGAGCCGUGUCAUUGACUUCCGUGAAACCGCACCCUCUGCCAUUCAGGAGGAGAUGUUGCAGUUGAACCUGGAGGAGAAGCCUGGUGUGAUGGUAGGAGUGCCUGGGAUGUUGAAGGGGAUGUAUGAGGCUCACCAGCUCUAUGGAAGAUUGCCAUGGAAAAAUGUAAUAACUAUGGCAGCGGAUGUGGCCAGAGAUGGUUUUAAUGUUACACAUGACCUUGCUGAGGCAUUGGCCAAAGUGAAGGACCAGAAUAUCUCCAAGGCUUUCCAGGAUCUCUUUCUACCAGAUGGACAAGUCCCACUGUCUGGUCUGUUUAUAAAACGUCUUGAUUUGGCAGCAAUCUUGGACAGGAUUGCAGUCAAUGGCAUAUCAGAGUUUUACAAUGGCAACUUAACGCAGGAAAUAGUAGCUGAAGUACAAAUUAAAGGGGGGGUCAUCACAGAAGAGGACUUCAGCAACUACAGCACAGUGUUACAGCAGCCCGUGGAGAUGACUUACCAAGGACACCAGGUGAUGGCUGCACCGGCCCCCAAUACGGGUGCAGCUCUCAUCACAGCCUUGAACAUUCUGGAGGGCUUUAACAUCACCAGUCAAUCACCCAGGAACAGCACCUACCACUGGAUUGCAGAGACUCUGAAAAUUGCCUUGUCCCUGGCCAGUGGGUUAGGAGAUCCCAACUUUGAUUCAUCUGUCUCUGAAGUAGUGACUGAGAUGCUAAGCAAGGAAAAGGCGGCAUUGUACCGCAGCAUGAUCAGUGACUCUCAGGCGUCACCUCCUGGUCAUUACACCCCUGCCUAUGCCCUGGAGGAGGGGGCAGUGGCCAGCCAGGUCAUGAUCAUGGGGCCCGAUGACUUCAUCGUGUCUGUUAUGAGCUCUCUGAAUCGGCCAUUUGGCAGUAGAAUUGUAAGCCCCUCAGGGAUUCUCCUCAACAGCCAGAUACUAGACUUCUCGUGGCAGAACAAAACCAGCAGCUCUUCCCCACCCAACCCGCAUAAUUCCAUCCAGCCUGGGAAGAGGCCUCUGUCCUUCUUGAUGCCCACUGCAGUGCGGCCCUCUGUGGGGCUCUGUGGCACCUAUGUGGCCCUAGGGUCAUCCAAUGGGGACCGGGCCCUUAGUGGCAUAACAGAGGUUUUGAUGAAUGUCCUGUCUUCGCGUAAGAACCUGAGUGAAAGCCUGAGUUAUGGCCGACUCCACCCCCUUCUUCAGCCUAACAAACUCCUAGUGGAUGCGGAGUUCCAGGAGGAAGACCUGGAAGCUCUGAUUUUAAAGGGACAUGAUGUCAAAAGAGUUGACAUACUCUCCCUGGUGGAGGGGACCAGAAGAACCAACGACCAGAUUAUUGGGGUGAAGGACCCGCGGAGUGUUGAUGCUUCUGCUUUAACCAUGUCCAUGUCUGUGCCUUAGCAUACGUGUGGCUAUAGCUACACAGCUCUUCUCUGAUUAUGGCUGUACAAUCCACACAAUGUUUUAAUGCUUGAUGAUGUGGGGAGGUUGCAGGGGGUGCCAGGUCAAACCUUUGGGUAUUUUCCCAAUCAUGGUGAAUGUUCUUCCUCUAUUGCACAGCGAGUAUGGUGGCAGGCAUGCAUGCUUAAUGAGCAGGGGAUAUGGAGCUGGGUGUUGGGCAUAAUCACCAUUGUAAAUGCAUUUAGUACACACAUUGUAUCAGUGAUGACUUUGAAAAUAAGAGCAAAAACAAGGACAGACAAACUAAUAAACAUGGAGAGAUAUAAACACACACACUAACACACACACACACACACUAGCACACACACACACACACACACACACACACACACACACAAACAGCAAGCCAAAGCUUAAAUAUAUCUAGUUGUACACAUUAACCUAAACGAACAUGCACUUGAAUUAACAUUCACAUUCACUAACACUGAUAGUGUACUAAAUACUUACAUGCAGCUUAGCUGCAUCAAUAAAUGACACAUAUAGGCUACAUACAAACUCAGCCUGGCAUGCCUGAAUACAGUUCAGUUGUUUGUGCACAACACCAUGAUCAUAAUGGCAGGUGAUUUUGCUUGAAAUUGUGUACAGAAAAUGUUUUCCUGUUGCGGCAGUGGAUUUUAUCCAUUCCUUCCUGACUCAAUAUGCGCAUGAGGUCUGCUCAUUAUGACAUUAAAAGGUUAAAACUGAAACCUCCACUAGAUGUGCACUUUGUGGAAGAUGUUUUUUUUUCCGAAAUGGCACCAUAUUUAAAAACAUAGUUACAAAAUGAUUGUAUAUUAUUUUUAUGGGUAUAUGGUUUUAUAAAAUGAAUAAAGACUAGAAAACAAAAGAAUGGACAAUUUAAGGGAUCAGCAUGAAGGAAAGGAUGUUUUGCAUAAUGUUGUCUAUAGGUAUAGCACAUUUAUAGUCAUUCAUAUAUAAUUUCAAAUGCAGGAAACGUUUUUGUAUUCAACUUAAUCUGCACCUUUUAUUUUGUGAUUUCUCCAUAUUAGUAGGCUACAAAAUGACACUUUCUGUACUGAUGGACAAGUUUGUAUUUGUAUAUGUUAUGCAUUAUAUUUAUCAUUGUAAAUCAAUGUAGUAGGCCAAAGUAUACUUCUAAAUUCUGAGCGCAAUUAAAUAAAGUGAAUUUGUGCAAA
Alosa alosa (allis shad) is the source of this 3765-nucleotide messenger RNA. RefSeq names its product glutathione hydrolase 7. NCBI's taxonomy places the organism in Eukaryota, Metazoa, Chordata, Actinopteri, Clupeiformes, Clupeidae. Gene Ontology annotation, biological process: glutathione catabolic process. The coding region runs from base 527 to 2569 and encodes 680 amino acids. Gene Ontology annotation, cellular component: plasma membrane. The transcript is spliced from 16 exons. The record is from RefSeq and is a predicted model, not a curated record. Gene Ontology annotation, molecular function: glutathione gamma-glutamate hydrolase.